Molecule: messenger RNA, 1281 nt
Organism: Musa acuminata AAA Group (dessert banana)
Lineage: Eukaryota; Viridiplantae; Streptophyta; Magnoliopsida; Zingiberales; Musaceae
Product: probable receptor-like protein kinase At1g49730
Exons: 8
Coding region: 199-1185 (328 amino acids)
Biological process (GO): protein phosphorylation
Cellular component (GO): plasma membrane
Molecular function (GO): protein kinase activity; ATP binding
Source: RefSeq, a predicted model, not a curated record
CGAAGAGCAAAUGGAUGGGGGACCGAAUCGAAAUUAAUAGGCCUUGGAAGCUUCCCAUUGUUUCUCUUCGUCUUCUCGUCGUGCGGCGCCCGCCGUGUCCAAUCUGUGUCGGAGGAGCUCGGCUCGGGAUUGGUGCCAUCGAUCGGGGAUGGAGCAGCGGCUGCUUCGCAGGCUGAAAGCCUCGAUCUUGCGGCUGCGAUGCCGGUCUCCGUCGGAGAUCACUGUACCUGUUUGGAGAUGUACACGAAGUGUAAUAAACGAUACAAUUCCGAAAAAGGCUGGAAAUUGGUACAAUCCAAAAGUAAUAAUAGCACUAAUGUGCAGUGGUGCAGCUUAUAUAUAUCAGGUACAUUGCCAUUUGUUGAGAAUUUCACAUACAAGGAGAUCGAUAAAGCAACUAAUGGAUUCGGCAUGGUUCUUGAAAGUGGUGCUCAAGGAACAAUUUAUAAAGCUCGAUUUCCUAAUGGACUUGUUGGUGCCGUCAAAAGAGUAAGAUCUCAGCAACUAGGGAAAGAUACCUUCUUUGAGAAUGUGCAACUGUUAGGACGCUUGCAUCAUCGUCAUCUUGUCAGACUCAAAGGGUUUUCCGAGGGCAAAUAUAGGUUUCUUGUUUUUGACUACACGGAAAAUGGGAGCCUGAAGGAUUAUCUUCAUGAUCCGUUGAGAACACCGUUGAAUUGGAGGACCAGAUUACAGAUUGCUAUUGAUGUAGCAGCUGCUCUGGAGUACCUCCAGUAUUUUUGUGACCCACCUGUAUACGAUGUGUCUGUCAACUCAAACAAUAUAUUAUUGGAUGAGAACUUUGUUGCCAAGUUAUCUGAUGUGGGCUUCGUCGAUAGUGAUUUCAACCGCAAUAGUGAAUCAAAUGUCACGUGUUCAGAAGAUGAUACCAAACAAAAACAUAGGAGACUGGUUUUCCAGUUUGGUGUGCUCCUUCUUGAGCUUAUAACUGGCCAGUCAUUGUUCAACGAAGCAGAAAUUGUCCAAUGGAUCCAAGAAUCUGGAUUUGCCUACUCAAUCCACAAGAUGGUGGACACUGAUCUUGGAGAUAGUUAUGAUUCCAAAGAACUCCAAAGUCUUUUAAUUAUAGCAAGAUUGUGUACCAAGACCGAAAACGAUACAUUAAUUUCUAUUCCCCAGAUAUUACGGUAUCUGCAAGGACGCCUGGAACACUCUGCUUUGUAAUAUUAGUGUGAUAAUCUUGAGAAUUUAACUCGGAAUUUAUACUUUUUGAAAAUGUAAAUUUGACUAAUAAUGUAAAGAAGUUGGUGAUCUUUUUUU